AUGACGGGAGGGAGCUCAUUGAGAGGAUAUUCAAUAGGCUCGACACUUGGUGUUGGUUCAUUUGCCAAAGUUAAGCUUGGGGUCCACAAGAGUUCGGGAAGGAAGGUAGCAAUUAAGAUCAUCGACAAGGCCAGGAUGUCGUCAAUGGGAGUAAUGGGAAAACUCUCAAGAGAGAUCAGCGCAAUCAACGGACUUUAUCACCCGAACAUAAUACACCUAUACGACCUAAUCGACACACCGGAUACAGUUUUUCUAAUCAUGGAAUACGUGGACGGAGGAGAGCUGUUCGACUACGUGUUGCAGAGAAAUAAGCUGGGCGAGGUGGACGCAAUAAGAAUUUUUAGACAAAUAAUCUCAGCAGUCAACUUCUGCCACAAGAGAAUGCUGUGCCACAGAGACCUGAAGCCCGAAAACAUUCUGAUGGACAAAUACAUGAACAUAAAAAUCGGAGACUUUGGCCUGUCAAAUUUCAUGAGGGACGGAGAGUGCCUUAAAACGCCCUGUGGCUCUCCGAACUACGCCUCUCCAGAAGUGAUAUGCGGAAAGCCAUACGCAGGGCCGGAGGUGGACAUAUGGUCCUGCGGAAUCAUUCUGUAUGUGCUGCUGUGCGGAAGCCUCCCGUUCGACGACGACGAAAUACCAGCACUGUUUGGAAAAAUAAAGCUGGGGAAGUUUUACAUCCCAGGCCACGUCACGAAUGACGCACGCUGGUUGCUGAUGAGGAUGUUGGACGUGGACCCACAGACAAGGAUAACGAUGCAGGAAUUGCUGAUGCACCCGUGGUUGAGAGGGUGCGACAUGAUAUAUGUGCAUCACGAGUGGGAGUCGCAGGGAAGGCAGUCGCACACGUUCUCCGCUGACAUUAUAGAGUUCCUGGAGCAGACGUUCACGGUCGACCCAUAUAACCCGCACAACAUGGUGGUCGAGGCCCCGAAGACGACAGUGUUCACACUCAACCAAAAUAUGCAGCGCUGGAAGUUGGGAGUCUCAGGGAUCAAGUCUGAGUUCAGAUGCAUCAACAAGCUGUGCUCUUAUUUGUUUAACCGGUCGUACGUGUGGAAGUUCAGGCCAGGCUUCAGAAUGUUCAUAAAGCACUCGGAUAACAAACUCAAUUUUGUAAUGCAGUUAUAUAAACUGAGAUAUAAGACGUACCUGCUGGACGUGCAGCUACACUCAGGGCCACUAUUAGGUGAGUUUAGUGAUGUAAAGACAGAAUGUAGAGUGUUUUCACGAGGCGCAACGAAUGCUCAGCGACCUUAA
Messenger RNA from Theileria orientalis strain Shintoku, 1260 nucleotides. RefSeq names its product serine/threonine kinase. Gene Ontology annotation, biological process: intracellular signal transduction; protein phosphorylation. Lineage: Eukaryota; Apicomplexa; Aconoidasida; Piroplasmida; Theileriidae. The transcript is spliced from 8 exons. Gene Ontology annotation, molecular function: ATP binding; protein serine/threonine kinase activity. The coding region runs from base 1 to 1260 and encodes 419 amino acids. The record is from RefSeq and is a predicted model, not a curated record. Gene Ontology annotation, cellular component: cytoplasm.